AAUUUGAGCAACGACUCUUAGACUAUUUAUUCAGUGAAGGAAUAUUCCAGGCAGUGCAAUAACAUCUCCAUGGAGACAAUAGGUAGUGGACCUCUCACCCGAAAAGUUACAUAGUGCACCUUUAACCCUUUAAAGGAACCGAAUCAAUGCCCCUCUCCAUAAAACAGAAAACAAGCCGAAACACAGCACACAGACUUGGGGUCAAACUCCACGUUUCUUGUGCUCUGGACUGCUGCUCACUUUGGCCAUACAAACCAGCAACAAUGCAACAAGUGAAGACGCCUUCCUCAAACCCAUCUCUGGCGCACUCAUUGCCCCCUCUCACUCUCACUCGACUGGCCCAGGAGUGGCUGGCAGAGGACACCCCACAUCUGGACCCUGCUGGAGUGUGCGUGGGGACCAAAGAAGUGGAGGCAAAGCUUCUUUGUAAAAGCCCAAACAGUGUUCUGGCCGGGAGCCCUUUCUUCACCGCAGUGUUCAGGGAGGUGGGCUGCUCUGUGGAGUGGAGAUACCAGGAUGGAGAGCGAAUUGGUGCAGAUGCUGUCACACUGACUGCUGUAGUGAAAGGCCCAGCAAACUGCCUUCUUUUGGGGGAGAGGCCUGCUCUCAACUGCCUGGCUCGCGCCUCAGGGAUAGCCACGCGCUGCUCAGAGCUCCGGACCUCAGCAGCUGCCGUCGGGUGGAGCGGAGAAGUGGCCGGGACUCGAAAAACCACCCCCGGCUUCCGUCUGGUGGAGAAGUACGCUAUGUUGGUGGGAGGAGCAUCCACACACAGACACGACCUGAGUGGGAUGGUGAUGCUGAAAGACAACCAUGUGUGGGCCUCAGGGAGCAUCACAGAGGCCGUGAGGGCAGCCAGAGCCGUGUGUGGCUUCAGCAGUAAAGUGGAGGUUGAAUGUCAGUCUGUGGAGGAGGGUUCAGAGGCGGCUGCUGCUGGAGCUGAUAUAGUGAUGCUGGACAACUUCCAACCACAGGAGCUUCACGCAGCCGCUCAGAGACUCAAAAAGGACUUCCCAUCUAUUCUGAUCGAGGCCAGUGGAGGAGUGAGCCCUGAGACCCUGCAGCAAUUCUGCUCUCCCCACAUCGACGUCAUCUCCCUGGGCUGCAUCACUCAGGGCUGCCCUGUGGUGGACUUCUCUCUGAAGGUCAUUCACUAAGCAGUCGCUGUCAUUGUUCAGUUAUUACAGUGUUUUGUUUUGUUUUUAAACUUUAUAUGUAUUCUAGUAAUUUUACAACAUAGGAUAUAUAACAACGGAACAAGAAAACACACUAGGGGUAUCGAAGAGGUGUCAAAUAUACAAUCAACAAAAGUAAACAAAAACAAACACAAAUUAUAUUAAAUACAAGGUCGGCUGAUGAGGCGUCAAUCCUUCUCUUUCUGCAGCCUCAAGGUGAAAGUUACACACUCCAUGGAAGAGAUGUUUUUAUAGUAGCUAACCACUGACUAAUAGUAGGUGUAUCUUUAGUAAGCCAAUGCUUAAUAAUAGCCCUCUACUUGCAGCCAUAAAGAUUUUUAAAAGAUAUUUAUCACCUUUAGUCAAAUUGUGAUCCAAAUUACGCAGAUAAAAAGAAACACAUGUAAAUGCAGCGUCAAAGCCUAAAAUCUCCUUUACUGUGCAGUGAACAUCUUCCCAAUAUGAAUUUAGUGCAGUGCAGGCCCAAAAAAUAUGUGUAGUCUGCAGGGCAGACACACCCAGUAUUUCCAGGGGAACUCUCUUCACAUUUAUGAAUGCAUAAUAAUAAUUUGUGUAUCAAUUAUUAUUUCACACUCUUCUGACGUUAUCACUUAUUACAAUGUUGAUUAAAUGGUUUGACACUCUUCCUAUGAUCUUUUCAGUCUGCGUUGUCUAUGCUAAUUAUGUAGGCGCAGAACCAUUUAGUCUUCCUCUUUAUUAUGUGUUAUUUACGACCUCUUUAGUCAUACUUUUAUCGCUGUUAAAUAUACAGUUUGAUGGUAAAGAUAAAACAUUGCAAUAUUUUUUAGAUAUUGUCAAGAUUAAUUUAACUUUUAAACAUAUCUUUAAUUUGAUAAAAUUUGUGAACAAACUUAAAAGUAAAAGAGAAAAAGGGAGGUGAGCUCAAGUCAGAGCUCACCAUAUGCUAUGUGAUCGUCAAAACAGGAAAGACUUAUUCCACACAUCUAUUAUGGACUUUAUAGAGCAAGACUAAAUGGUUAUUAACUGAUUCAUUAUAAUUGAAAGUACAAAAUAAACAUACUUUCUGUUUUUGGGACCUUCUGGCUCUGUUGUAUAAAAAGCAUCCUCUUUCAGCUCAUGGAAGGUUCUACAGUCAAUAAAUACCUCAAAAUAAAAAAAAUUGUAUUACUUUUGCGACUUUAGGCUAAAUGGUAUUCUAAAGAAUGUAUUGUUAUAAUUAGUUGUUGCAGCCCUAGUUGAAAAAUUAUGAAAAGUAAAUGUUCAAUAUCAAUUUAUAAAUGCAUGAAAUAUUAGCUGCUUUGGACUAACCUAGUGGUGCAUGGCGCUUUUUCUUGAUUAUUGCUUAGACCUGUUAAGUGAAUCGUACAUUUUUUAAGAGUGUUUAGACCGAGAUAUAACAGCACAACUCUGAUUAUAUGAUGCCUCAAUAAUUACUCAUUAGUAAUGUUAUUUCAUUUUUACAGAGGCUGUUUCACUAAACACAGACACAGAAAUGCUUCUAAGAACCCAUAGUAUUGUAUCUAAACAUGUCUAAACUUUCUCAAUGACAAAAAAUACUAACUGUUGUUGAAUUACAGGUGCUCAAAGACAUACUACUGUAUCUCCAAGUGUUGUACUAUAUCUGUGUGUAUUUGAUAUAAGCACAUACAAACUC
This is a messenger RNA of Periophthalmus magnuspinnatus, 2811 nucleotides long. Its product is annotated as nicotinate-nucleotide pyrophosphorylase [carboxylating]-like. The transcript has 5 exons. The coding region runs from base 147 to 1157 and encodes 336 amino acids. Gene Ontology annotation, cellular component: cytoplasm. NCBI's taxonomy places the organism in Eukaryota, Metazoa, Chordata, Actinopteri, Gobiiformes, Gobiidae. Gene Ontology annotation, molecular function: nicotinate-nucleotide diphosphorylase (carboxylating) activity. Gene Ontology annotation, biological process: NAD+ biosynthetic process; quinolinate catabolic process. The record is from RefSeq and is a predicted model, not a curated record.